Molecule: messenger RNA, 1890 nt
Organism: Anarrhichthys ocellatus (wolf-eel)
Lineage: Eukaryota; Metazoa; Chordata; Actinopteri; Perciformes; Anarhichadidae
Gene: fbxo45
Product: F-box protein 45
Exons: 3
Coding region: 174-1043 (289 amino acids)
Biological process (GO): proteasome-mediated ubiquitin-dependent protein catabolic process; synapse assembly involved in innervation
Cellular component (GO): synapse; SCF ubiquitin ligase complex
Molecular function (GO): protein binding
Source: RefSeq, a predicted model, not a curated record
UUCAGCCAUUGAACUGGGAAGAGUAGAGGGUCCAUACUGUUGUGGUUAUACUGCGACCUGUAUGCGAUUUUAUAGGCAAAAUGUUGCUAUUUAUCUUAUAUUAGGGUAUCAUUCUACGGUGUAAGGUGUAACUAUUCGGUCGACUGGAGUCGUCGGUAAAGAUCAGGGCCAUAAUGUCUGGAGCGGCCGGUGGGGGAGGAGGCUCCUCCUGUCAGGGCGCAGCAGCGGCAGACAGUUGCAGCUCCGCCGGCUCUCCCUACGCUGCCGCAGCCGGAGGAGGCGCAGGGGUGGCCGGGAGGUUGCCAGCUCGGGUCCUGGAGCAUGUCUUCUCGUACUUGGAGCUGACCGACUUGACGCGUUGCGCGUUGGUCUGCUGGCAUUGGAACAACAUGCUGGCGGAUGAAAACAGCGAGGUGUGGCGCAGCCUCUGCAGCCGGUCCUUGAGCGAUGAAGCUAUGCGUUCUGACAUCCUGUGCAACCUGCCCACCUACAAGGGGAAACUCAAGGCCUUUCAACAUGCUCUGAGCACCCACGACUGCUCCCGCAAUGUUUACGUGAAGAAGAACGGCUUCACCCUGCACCGCAACCCUAUUGCCCAGAGCACGGAUGGUGCUCGUGGCAAGAUCGGCUUUUUGGAAGGGAGGCACGCCUGGGAGAUCUGGUGGGAAGGCCCUCUUGGCACCGUCGCAGUGAUAGGCCUCGCCACCAAGCGUGCGUCCAUGCAGUGCCAGGGCUACCUGGCCCUGCUGGGCAGUGAUGACCAGAGCUGGGGCUGGAACCUGGUCGACAACAACCUGCUUCAUAAUGGGGAGGUCAAUGGAAAUUUCCCCCAGUGUAACAAUGCGCCAAAAUAUCAGAUCGGGGAGAGAAUACGAGUGAUUCUAGACAUGGAUGACAAGACGUUAGCCUUCGAGAGGGGUUUUGAGUUUCUCGGUAUUGCGUUUCGUGGACUGCCCAAAGCUUGCCUUUUCCCAGCUGUCUCCGCAGUAUACGGCAACACCGAAGUCACCAUGGUGUACCUGGGAAAACCUCUAGACGGCUAGAUGCAAAGUAACCUGUGCCACCAUUAAAACUAAUAGGCCACUGGCGAGUGCAGGACUUUUUUUCUGUCAACAGACUGCAGACUGUGUUUGUUGCACCGUUUCAAACACAGUCUGGUCUCAAAAGGUUUUGGAGACCAAGGGGUCAUGUUCCUUCCCAAGCAGAAUAACUAUUUACACACACUGUUGGCAUUUCUACUACAGCUCGACAUGAGGAGUCAAACUACAGGGGAGAAGGAAUGCGUGGGAACUGUCACAAAACACGUUUCUGUAUCAGUGUGGAAGUGUCCACUUUUACAGUUUAGCUGCUGGACUGUUUUAUUUACAGGAUAGCGGAACAUUAUUUAAGUUCAUGCGAUUCGGGCUAACAGUGCUGAACAUUUACGUGAGAUUUUAUGUCUGCUGAAAUGAGGCCAAAACUAUUGUAAACUGUGGCAAAUACACUCAGACAUUGUUUUUAACAAGUGAAACAGUGGUUGUUAUCGAUGGCUAUCUGUUGUAUGAGUUAAAGGAAACAGCUCAUCGUGGAUUAACGCAGUUUAACUAUAAUCGAUGGCUGGAGUAUAAUAGUUAUAUGCCAAAUCAAUGUGACCUGAUCGCUAUAGGCAAACAUAGAGGACAUGCGGACCAACUGUCAUGCAUGUGCAUGGAUAAUGGCGUAAAGACUAUAACACCUGUCCAGUAAUGGCGGAAACUAUAGCUGUAUCAUGUUUAUGUGCGUCCUUUUUAAUGUGCUACUGUAGUAUUACACACUAUUUAUUUCUUGGUUUUUAUCUAUGGUACUAUAGAUGCUGUAUGGUAAUAAGGCCUGAAAAUAAAGUCUACAUGAUGCCACUCUUAUAAUAAAGAA